Messenger RNA from Mytilinidion resinicola, 2893 nucleotides. RefSeq lists its product as uncharacterized. Gene Ontology annotation, biological process: chorismate biosynthetic process. Bases 1 to 2640 code for a protein of 879 amino acids. NCBI's taxonomy places the organism in Eukaryota, Fungi, Ascomycota, Dothideomycetes, Mytilinidiales, Mytilinidiaceae. The transcript is spliced from 2 exons. Gene Ontology annotation, molecular function: shikimate 3-dehydrogenase (NADP+) activity; 3-dehydroquinate dehydratase activity; 3-phosphoshikimate 1-carboxyvinyltransferase activity. The record is from RefSeq and is a predicted model, not a curated record.
AUGGCGACCGCCGUGGUUGGAACGAAGAGACCCUUUGCGGUGAUGGAGGAGAUGCAGCCUUCUCAAGAGACCCCAUAUUCUCUCUUCCGCCGGACUCCUAAUACUUUGGUGUCUAGAACAGAUGAAUCUUCGGCCAUCGACCUGUCGAGAACAUUCGAACCAAACGCUUCUUUGGUACUCGUUGGAGUUCGUGGCACUGGGAAAUCCACACUAGCAGUCAUAGCAUCUGCAGCAUUUCAGAGGCGUGUAGUUGAUGUGGAUAAGUUCUUUCAGGAGACGACUGGACAUUCUAGUGCAGCCCACCGGAAACUACAUGGAGCCUUUGAGCACAACCGCCGUCAGGAAGAGGUGCUCAGAUCCGUGCUCAAUACCUAUAAUCGGGACUGUAUCAUCGUCUGCAAUGCAGGCUCGAUGGAACGCAGCGGACAAAGCCUCUUACGAGAUUACGCCGCCACACAUCCGAUAAUCCACGUAGUUCGAGAUUCCAAGAGCAUACACGCUUAUCUCAAGAUUCGGGAAGAAAGUAAGCUCACCGGUCUACUUGCCAUUAGCGGGCCCAUAUUUCGAGGCUGUUCCAAUUACGAAUUUUACAAUUUCUCCGAAACCCAAUCGAAUCACUCCCAGCAAGAAGAGCAUUCAGGAAAAUCGUCCGGAGACCGGACGUCCGUUCAUGAAGCGACACCUCCUUUUCUGGCUCUAAAACGCGCGGAACGACAUUUUUUGAAAUUCGUCGCGUUGAUCAUAGCGAGAGGCAAAGUGCCCUCACUGGAACCGGCUUACCCGCUGUCUCUAGUGCCCACAGAGCUCAGACGAUUUACUUGCGCCAUUGCAGUGCCUUUCUCUAAACUUACAGCCGAAGACUUGGACAUUGAGGAUCUGGAGAUUGGGUCUGAUGCGGUUGAAAUUGUGAUCGAUGAUCUCCAAAAGACAUCUCCGUCGAUGAUGGCUUCUUCGUCCGCACAGGAGCUUACACCUGCAAGAGCGGACCAGAUAAGCCGCACCAUUUCAACUGUAAGGAGAACAGUGAUUGUUCCCAUCAUCUUCCACGUCCACGCAGACUCAGAAAUUUCUUCGAGCCAUCGGUCGACAUAUCUGGAACACUUGCGGCAUGGAUUGCGGCUCGCCCCCGAGUUUUGCACGAUCAACCUUUCACUGGAUGACGAAGUAAUCGUCCAGAUAUUGAGCAUCAAGGGCUCAACGAAGAUGAUCGGUCACCUAAACACAUCCAAUUACGAAGCACCGGACUGGUCGGACCCUUUUUGGACGGACAACUACGAAAGAGCGAGAAGACUUGGUUGUGACCUUGUGCGGUUUACGCGCCCAGCGCGGUCAUUAGACGACAACUUCUCGAUUCGGAUCUUGAAAGAGAAGUGCGGAGCACUUGCUGAGCCAUCCAUUCCUCUGAUAGCCUACAAUACUGGCCAUCUUGGUCGUGUAUCGAUCUGCUUCAACGAAGUAUUCACUAAUGUUACGCAUGAAGCUUUGCAACAUUCAACCAAAGACCAUCUAUCAUCUCCGACUCUCUGCGGGCCUCACAUUACGGCACAGGACUCUACUCGGGCGCUUUACGCGUCUUUUGUCUUUGAUCCAAUGCAAAUAUACAUCAUUGGUGCAAGCGCUGGCUACAGUUUAUCACCUGCCAUGCACAACGCAGCCUUUCAAAAAUGCGGACUACCGCAUCACUACCAAACACACCAGACUCCGUCCCUGAAUAGCUUGAAGUCACUGGUAAACGAUCCCAACUUUGGGGGCGCUUCUGUCAGUUUACCAUUCAAGCUUGAGGUUAUCUCAUUGACCCAUUCCCUAAGCCGACAUGCAAGGGCAAUAGGCGCGGUCAAUACCCUCAUACCAGUGCGGAACCUCAACCCAGACGGCAGUAUUCCGGAUGAUCUGAGCCUUUUCAACGAGCGCUGUCGAGCAGGCCCCGUCAAAGCAUUAUACGGUGACAACACCGACUGGAUAGGCAUCCGAUCCUGUAUUCGAAGAGGCCUUUCUCCCGCAAAUGCGGUAAGACCAAGGACGACCGCCUUAAUCAUUGGUGCUGGCGGAAUGGGCAGAGCCGCCGCCUAUGCUAUGCUGCACCUCGGAGUCAAGAAUAUCGUCAUCUUCAACCGGACCAUAGCCAAUGCAGAAAACUUAGUAGCUCAUUUUAAUCGGCUUGUGUCUAGCUCAGAUGCUAAAUUGUUGCCAUCCUCCAAGUCACCAGAGACAAGGCCACUCUUCCGCAUAAUCAAAUCUCGAGAAGAGUCCUGGCCUGACGACCUCCGUUACCCAACUAUCGUUGUCUCAUGCAUACCCACGCAUCGUCUCGGAGAUAGCCCAGCACCGAACUUCACCCUUCCCCCUCAGUGGAUCAAGAGCCCGACUGGGGGCGUCCUUGUUGAAAUAGCCUACAAAACGCUUCAUACACCCCUUCUUCAGCAAUUCCGCGCGGAAUCACAUAGAGGUUGGGUUUGCAUGGAUGGCCUGGACCUUCUUCCUGAGCAAGGCUUUGCGCAAUUCGAGCUGUUUACUGCACGAAGAGCACCGCGAAGAUUGAUGAGAGAAGAGGUCCUGCGACGCUUCACUGACGCUGAGGGUCAUACGGAUCCCGAGGUCAUCCAAACAAGAUUGGAAGGCAUUGAUGAUCAAGAUACUUGAGAAAUACUAGAAACGGCCCCAUGCCUGGUGAUUGUUGAGGGCGUAAUUCUGCAUGUCUGGGCGCAUUUGCGAGAAAUGGACGAGCUUAACGAUAUACCCAUAAACAUUCAAUAUGAUGUGUACAAAUAUUACUCUUAACAUGAAGGGCGACUCUAAUUUCGCAAUGUUUAACGGCUAGCUAUCAUAUCACGCCAUGCUUAACACUUCUUUCUAGUUCUACACGUGCAUACAUUCUAGUUAUGUUUCAGCACCU